Molecule: messenger RNA, 3390 nt
Organism: Manacus vitellinus (golden-collared manakin)
Lineage: Eukaryota; Metazoa; Chordata; Aves; Passeriformes; Pipridae
Gene: NCAM1
Product: neural cell adhesion molecule 1
Exons: 22
Coding region: 1-3390 (1129 amino acids)
Biological process (GO): cell adhesion
Cellular component (GO): membrane
Molecular function (GO): protein binding
Source: RefSeq, a predicted model, not a curated record
AUGAUUUGGCAGAUAUUUCAAAAAGAAGGCUGGGUUGCAGUGACCAGUUUGGACGUGGGGGCUCACGGCACUGCCUCUCUACAAGUGGACAUCGUUCCGAGUCAGGGGGAGAUCAGCGUUGGAGAAUCCAAGUUCUUCUUAUGUCAAGUGGCAGGGGAGGCCAAGCACAAGGACAUCUCGUGGUUCUCCCCGAACGGGGAGAGGCUGACGCCGAACCAGCAGCGCAUCUCGGUGGUGCGGAACGAUGACUUCUCCUCCACCCUCACCAUCUACAACGCCAACAUCGACGACGCCGGCAUCUACAAGUGCGUGGUCAGCAGCGCCGACGAGGGCGACUCCGAGGCCACCGUCAACGUCAAGAUCUUCCAAAAGCUGAUGUUCAAGAACGCUCCCACCCCCCAGGAAUUCAAGGAAGGGGACGAUGCUGUGAUCGUGUGUGACGUGGUCAGCUCGCUGCCUCCCACCAUCAUCUGGAAGCACAAAGGCAGGGAUGUCAUCCUAAAAAAAGAUGUGCGGUUCAUAGUCCUGUCCAACAACUACCUGCAGAUCCGGGGCAUCAAGAAGACGGACGAGGGGACGUACAGGUGUGAGGGGAGGAUCUUGGCUCGGGGGGAGAUCAACUUCAAGGACAUCCAGGUCAUUGUGAAUGUACCUCCUUCUGUGCGUGCCAGGCAGAGCACUAUGAAUGCCACUGCCAACCUCAGCCAGUCUGUCACCUUGGCAUGUGAUGCUGAUGGUUUUCCUGAGCCAACCGUGACGUGGACAAAGGAUGGAGAGCCCGUGGAGGAGGCUGAUGAUGAGGAGAAAUACAGCUUCAACUACGACGGCUCGGAGCUGGUCAUCAGGCAGGUGGACAAGAGCGACGAGGCCGAGUACAUCUGCAUCGCUGAGAACAAGGCAGGGGAGGCAGAUGCCACCAUCCACCUCAAAGUCUUCGCAAAACCCAAAAUCACCUAUGUGGAAAACAAAACAGCCAUGGAGCUGGAGGAUCAGAUCACCCUGACCUGCGAGGCCUCUGGGGACCCCAUCCCUUCCAUCACCUGGAGAACCUCCACCCGCAACAUCAGCAACGAGGAGAAGGCUUCGUGGACCCGGCCCGAGAAACAAGAGACCCUGGACGGGCGGAUCAUCGUGCGCAGCCACGCGCGGGUGUCGUCGCUGACGCUGAAGGAGAUCCAGUACACGGACGCGGGGGAGUACGUGUGCACUGCCAGCAACACCAUCGGCCAGGACUCCCAGGCCAUGUACCUGGAAGUGCAGUAUGCCCCCAAGCUCCAGGGCCCCGUGGCUGUGUACACCUGGGAGGGAAACCAAGUGAACAUCACCUGUGAGGUGUUUGCCUACCCCAGUGCUGUCAUCUCCUGGUUCCGGGACGGGCAGCUGCUCCCCAGCUCCAACUACAGCAACAUCAAGAUCUACAACACUCCCUCAGCAAGUUACCUGGAGGUGACCCCAGACUCGGAGAAUGACUUUGGGAACUACAACUGCACUGCCGUGAACCGCAUCGGCCAGGAGUCCUCCGAGUUCAUCCUGGUGCAGGCAGACACUCCGUCCUCCCCGUCCAUCGACAGAGUGGAGCCCUAUUCCAGCACUGCCCAGGUGGAGUUUGAUGAGCCUGAAGCCACUGGUGGGGUUCCCAUCCUCAAGUACAAGGCAGAGUGGAGGGCCCUGGGCGAGGGAGAGUGGCAUUCCAGGUUGUAUGAUGCAAAAGAAGCCAACGUGGAGGGCACCAUCACCAUCACUGGCCUGAAGCCUGAGACCACCUACUCGGUGAGGCUGUCUGCUGUCAACGGCAAGGGCGUGGGGGAGCUCAGCCUGCCCUCCGAGUUCAAGACACAGCCAGUCCGCAUCCCUCACCCACAAGGGGAACCCAGCGCUCCCAAGCUGGAAGGGCACAUAGGAGAGGAUGGGAACUCCAUCAAGGUGAACGUCAUCAAGCAGGACGACGGCGGCUCCCCCAUCAGACACUACCUGAUCAAGUACAAAGCUAAGCAUUCCUCGGAGUGGAAGCCGGAGAUCAGGCUCCCGUCGGGCAGCGACCACGUCAUGCUCAAGUCCCUGGACUGGAACGCCGACUACGAGGUCUAUGUGGUGGCAGAGAACCAGCAGGGCAAGUCCAAACCCGCCCACUACGCCUUCAGGACGUCUGCCCAGCCCACUGUCAUCCCAGCCAGCACCAGCCCCACGGCAGGCCUGGGCACUGCUGCCAUCAUUGGCAUCCUGGUCGUGGUGUUCGUGGCACUGCUGGUGGCCGUGGACGUCACCUGCUACUUCCUCAACAAGUGUGGGCUCCUCAUGUGCAUCGCGGUCAACAUGUGCGGCAAAUCCGGCCCCGGGGCCAAGGGCAAGGACAUGGAGGAGGGAAAAGCUGCCUUCUCGAAAGAUGAGUCCAAGGAGCCCAUCGUGGAGGUGCGGACGGAGGAGGAGCGGACCCCCAACCACGACGGGGGCAAACACACGGAGCCCAACGAGACCACCCCGCUGACAGAGCCAGAGCACCCCGCUGACACCGCAGCCACCGUGGAGGACAUGCUGCCUUCUGUCACCACGGGCACCACUAACUCUGACACUAUCACUGAAACCUUUGCCACUGCUCAGAACAGCCCCACCAGCGAGAGCACCACGCUGACCUCCAGCAUUGCCCCUCCGGCCGCGGCCGCCCCCGACUCCAACGCCGCGUCGCCCGGCCAGGCCACCCCGGCCAAAGGGGCGGCCGCCACCUCGGUGUCGUCACCGCCACCCUCCUCCACCCCCAAAGUGGCCCCUCUCGUUGACCUCAGCGACACCCCGAGCUCUGCUCCGGCCACUAACAGUUUGUCUUCAAGUGUCCUGUCGGGGCAGGGCGCGGUGCUCAGCCCCAGCGCCGCCGCCGAGGCCUCCAAAGCGGCAGCUGGGAACAAGCCGGCUGCCCCCGGCCCCGCGAACCUCACGAGCCCUGCAGCUCCAGCAGAGCCCAAGCAGGAGGCCUCCAGCACCAAGAGCCCCGAGAAGGAGCCUGUGCAGCCCAGCACAGUGAAGAGUCCGACGGAGACGCCCAAGAACCCGAGCAACGUGAAGAGCGAGGCUGCCUCGGGCAGCACCGCCAACCCCUCCCAGAACGAGGACUUAAAAAUGGACGAAGGGACCUUCAAGACACCAGACAUUGAUCUUGCAAAGGAUGUUUUUGCAGCUCUUGGCACUGCUCCUGCCAGUGUGGCUGGGGGGCAAGCUCACGAGCCUGCUCCUUCCACUGCAGACAGCUCUGUACCCGCUGCGCCUGCAAAGACCGAGAAAAUCCCAGUAGAAGACAAAUCCGAAGUGCAGGUGACAGACAGGAAGACCCCUCCAGCAGAAGUGAAGACGGUCCCCAACGAAGCCACACAAACAAAUGAGAACGAGAGCAAAGCAUGA